CCCUUCUCUCCAUCCAAGCCCUCCGCGACUCAUUUCACUUGGUGGCGGAAUUGCUACGGUCGGAAUCUGUGAUCUAUAUAUCUCUUAGCUCUGCGGUUUCUUUAUCUCCGGGGCUCGAGGUUAUCGAGGCGAUCAUUUUUCUCCGGCUAUCCUGAUCGAGGCUUCGGAGCUGCGAAUCUUGUCGCAAUGUACAACCCUUACCAAGCUCCUGGUCUGUAUGGCAGGCCUCCUGACUUCGGGGCUUACCCAGGAGCACCCCCAGGCAUGGCUCCGCCAUCCGGUAUGACGGCCCCUGGAACCACUCCCCCGCCAGGCUUGCAACAGGCGAAUGCCCAGCAGCCAGGACGACCGGGCGGUUUCCCCGCGAACUUUCAACCCCCUCCGAACAUGCCCAACAUCAACUUCUCGGCCCCUGUCAUUCGCCUUGGAACUUCCGGUCCGCCGAAAUCUGCUACCCCAGACACAAACAAAGAACGCGAGGCUCCCGGAAGACGUGCCGGGCUGGGCUCGGCCAACCUGGAUUCGCAACGCCAGAACGUACGCGAUGCCAUGAUGCAGCUACAACCGCCGACGCGCGAAGAAAUUGUGAGGACGAUAUUUGUCGGCGGAAUCACGGAAGGCGCUGGCGGGGAUGAGGGCGUCGAGAGAAUUCUACGGUCUGCGGGGAACCUUAGGCGCUGGAUCCGUGCUACGGAUGCGGAUGAAAAGCCGUGCAAGUUCGGUUUCGCAGAGUACGAGGACCCUGAAAGUCUAGGUACUGCCGUUGAAGUACUAAAGGACGUUCAAGUGCCUUUGAAAAGACAGACACCGUCGCAGGGUGAUGAGGGUGAGCAGGAGGUGGAGAAGAGCACAUUACUGAUUGUCGUUGACGAAAGCUCUUUGACAUACUUGGAACAAUACGAAUCUACCAAAGGCGAUCAAGACCCUGCAGAGAACCAAGCCCGACUUGACACGGCUCGUGCUACUCUCAAAGAGGUUCUUUCCGACUUGUUUAACCCCACGUCGCCCAUACAGAAGGAAGAGACUUCGGUAAUUGACCGUGAGGGAGAUGUUGCGAUGAAAGACAGCGAAGGUCAAGGGGAAGGCGGCUCGGCUGAAGUCGUGACCAUCCCUAUCACCAUCGAAGACGAGUUGUCGGAUAUCCCUCCCGAUAUGCGGGAAACUGUUGCGAAAGAAAUCUCGGCGUUCCGCGAGCGAAGCAACCGCCGAGACAUUGAGCGCCUGAAGAGGGAAGAGGAGAUUGAAUCCAUGGAGCGAGCCCGAAAUGCCAGCUCCCGCGUCAACCGGCUGGCUUCCCCACCGCCAUCGGCCCCCAGUGGACCCGCUGCCGGUGCAAACGGCGUGCCUCUUGGUCCCAGGGACCGUAGUAUGCCGAACGCGCCUGCCGGGCCCAAGGGCUUUGGAGCUCAGAUUCCCAAAGAUUACCAGAAGGGGGUGUCAUUUGUCAACGGUGGAUCUAUGAACGGUGGACCGGCCGUAAAUAUUGACCGCGAAGAUGAGGAAUCUGAUGCGAGCGACGAGGAGCUGGAGCGCAGGCGCCAGGAGAAAAAGGAAGCCGAACAAGAAAAGCAGUUCCUUGACCAGGAGCGCCGCUGGCUCAACCGUGAGCGAAGCAGGACCGCAGCCCUGGAGCGAGAGAAGAAGAGAGACAAGGAAGAGGAAUCCAAACUCCAGGAAGUCAAAGAAGAGGCCGAUCAGCGACUCGGGCAAUGGAACGACGAGGUUGAGGCCAGCCGUAAAGCCGAUGACUACUACGCUGACCGGGGAGCGUGGCUGCGCAGCCGGGCCGCUUUCCGUGCGCGCGAAAUCAGCAUGGACGAUACCGACCGAGCUGCCGAAGAGCGGGAACGCGCUCGUUCGGUCCAACAGCGCGAGCAAGCACGCGGCAUGGCCGACGACUUCCUUGCUCGCCAGGCGGAGGAGCUCGAGACUCGCCCUCAGGCCCCGAGAGAGCCGCAGCGCUUCAAGCUCUCGCUCGGCGCCGCCGCGCAAAAGGCUCAAGCCGCAACCGCUCGUCGGACGGUCGCAGAAGUCGAAGGUCUACUGGAGGACGAGGAAGAGCCGCAAGCGACGGCCAGACGUCCUCUCAUUCCGAUCAAGUUCGACAGCGCCGCCGAGGCGGCCGGACUUACCGAAGAGGAACGUGCCCAGGCUGCCCGGCAGCUGGCAGGCGAGAUCCCGGCCGACAAGGAGGGACUCUGGAAAUGGGACGUCAAAUGGGAGUUUGUGGACGAGAACGUUGUCAGCGAACAGCUCAAGCCCUUCGUGGAGAAGAAGAUUGUGGAAUACCUGGGAGUCCAGGAGCAGAUGCUGGUGGACGUGGUGGAAGAGCAUAUCCACAAGCAUGGCAGUCCUCAGGAGUUAGUGGAACAGCUCGAAGAGGUAAGUUCUCUUGAUUCAUCUUCCAACAGAUUUUUCAGCGAUUCUAACCCAACCCGUAUAGGCACUCGACGAGGAGGCCGAGGUUCUGGUCCGAAAACUCUGGCGAAUGAUCAUCUUCUUCUCGGAGAGCGAGAAGCGAGGUCUCUCCGGUUGAGCAGUACAUGGCGGGUGGAUAAGCUAGGCCUGGUGUGUAGCCACCCUUGUUGUUUAUGCUAUGGUUACGGCGGAUGGAACUGCCUUUACAUGGGAAUGAUAGGAUGCUCUAAUAGAUAUCCGCUCCAGCGAGGGGCACAAUACAAACGGUACUCUUUUGGUCUUGUUCCGUAGCUCUGCUUGAGAGUUUCGUACGCACUCUAUCUACGCUGCGAUAUUUAGGCAAGUAUAAUGUAUAAAUCACCUACAUACUAUAGCGAUACUCCGCAUGCUACACCGUAGGCAUUUAUAGAAAACACCCCGGAGAUAGGCCGAUCCUCGCCGCGUAAACCCGCAGCCUUAGGGCUGACGGCGUAUCGACAUUCGACAACCUCAAGUAGGUGCCUCAGGCUCUCAUCCCGUCAGGAACACGGAGACCCGCCGACAAUCCGAUGGGCUUUUCUCAUUGGUGGGAAAAUGGCUCCCACGGCCAGGAAGAAUUGCUCCACCAAUCAGGACUGUCUUCCCCACGCUGGCGGAACAAUUGCAGUCCGCGG
This is a messenger RNA of Aspergillus melleus, 3071 nucleotides long. RefSeq lists its product as uncharacterized. Gene Ontology annotation, molecular function: mRNA binding. The coding region runs from base 187 to 2709 and encodes 840 amino acids. The record is from RefSeq and is a predicted model, not a curated record. Gene Ontology annotation, biological process: mRNA processing. NCBI's taxonomy places the organism in Eukaryota, Fungi, Ascomycota, Eurotiomycetes, Eurotiales, Aspergillaceae. The transcript has 4 exons. Gene Ontology annotation, cellular component: spliceosomal complex.